Molecule: messenger RNA, 2459 nt
Organism: Bactrocera neohumeralis
Lineage: Eukaryota; Metazoa; Arthropoda; Insecta; Diptera; Tephritidae
Gene: Npl4
Product: nuclear protein localization protein 4 homolog
Exons: 9
Coding region: 169-2136 (655 amino acids)
Biological process (GO): ubiquitin-dependent protein catabolic process
Cellular component (GO): nucleus
Molecular function (GO): ubiquitin binding; ubiquitin protein ligase binding
Source: RefSeq, a predicted model, not a curated record
GUCAACAAGUGCCGUCACAAUAAAAAAUUGUAUUUUUUAAAAGUACCUGUAAGGUACUUCUGUGCGAGAAAAAUUCCCCAUAAUUGGCUUACCUUUAAUUAUGCAAAAAUUGUUUUGUAAAAACAUUCCAAAAAUUUAGAAAAAAAAUUAAUUUGAAAUCGAUUAAACAUGUCGAUGGUCGAAUUGGAAUCAUUACUCUAUCGCAAGCGGAAUGUGGUGUAUGCUUUUGUGCGUCAUAAGCUAAUGCUGCUCUGUAAACAGUCGUUGAUACGCGUGCAGUCCGCUGAAGGCAUAAAACGUAUCGAGAUCUCACCGAAAGCUAAUUUAAAGGAGCUCUUCGAAAUGGUACACCACAAUCUCAAAGUUGAUGGCUUCGGUCUCUUCAAGGAGCGCAAUUUUCUCACAGAGUUGCAUUCUAGUCAUUCGCAGAAAAUUGGUUCCUGCCUUAAACAUGGCGAUAUGUUGUAUCUGAAGAAAAUUGCUGGGGGAUCGAUUCGUCGUACCAGCACCACAGCCAUUGAUGAUUUUGAGACUUCGAGCGUUAAUUUGCCGACAGCAAGCAGCACCAUACUAUUUCAACCAUCUACCGCCGUCGUAGAAGAUGAAGUGGAUCAAACGCUAGCCAAAAUAGAUGGCUUAAUUGAACGUCCGCGUGAUCCAAAGCUUUGUCGUCACAAUGCCAACGGUCGUUGUGUGCACUGCUCACCACUUGAACCGUACGAUGAUAAUUAUCUGAAGGAGCAAAAGAUUAAACAUUUGUCUUUUCAUUCAUACAUACGCAAACAAAAGUCGGGCAUUGAUCGUGGCAAGUAUGUCGCUUUCGAUGAUAUCAAUUGCCGCAUAAAGCCAGGCUGUCGUGAGCAUCCCCCAUGGCCUAAGGGUAUCUGUUCCAAAUGUCAGCCAUCGGCUGUCACGCUAAAUCGUCAAAUUUAUCGACAUGUUGAUAAUAUUAUGUUUGAGAAUCCAACUAUAGUUGAACGUUUUCUCGAUUAUUGGCGUACAACCGCUCAUCAGAGAAUGGGUUAUCUUUAUGGCACCUAUGAGGUACAUGCUGAUGUACCACUUGGUAUACGUGCAACUGUCGCCGCCAUUUACGAGCCGCCACAGGAAUCUACACGUGACUCGAUUCGAUUAUUGGAUGACGAAGCAGCUGCUGAGGUAGAUGAGUUGGCGCAGGCUUUGGGUUUGAAGAAGGUUGGUUGGAUUUUCACUGAUCUCAUUACCGAUGAUCCAGCUGUUGGUAGUGUCAAGCACUUACGUGGCAUUGAGACUCAUUUCCUCACUGCGCAGGAGUGUAUCACGGCGGGCGAACUGCAAAACCGUCACCCGAACCCGUGCAAAUAUGGCUCUAGCGGUUACUUCGGUUCGAAAUUUGUUACAGUGUGUGUAACAGGCGAUAGCAGCAAGCAAGUGCAUACAGAGGGAUAUGCCGUAUCAGCUCAAUGUAUGGCUUUGGUGCGAGACAAUUGCUUAAUACCCACCAAAGAUGCACCCGAAUUGGGAUAUGUACGCGAAUCAACAGACAAACAAUAUGUUCCAGACGUUUAUUAUAAGGAGAAAGACCAAUAUGGCAAUGAAGUACAGCGUUUGGCGCGUCCGCUGCCAGUCGAAUAUUUGCUGGUGGAUGUGCCCGCCUCAACUCCACUCCAGCCACAAUUCACAUUUACACAGUACAAGAAGCGCGGUGAACCGUUUCCGGUGGAGAAUCGCUACCUCGAUGGACAUUUGCAGGAUUUCGGUGCGCUAAGCACGUAUCUCUCCCACUGGGCGGAUCAUGAAUUUCUCGAGGCCAUUUCUGAUUUUCACUUGCUGUUGUAUUUGUAUCGAAUGGACACGGUGCCGUUACGCGCACACAUCGCCCCACUACUGGAGGCCGUACGCACCAAGAAUACCGAUUUGGCUUACAGUUUUAAGGCCAGCGAACCGUGGAAGCUCUUGGAGUCGCUCAUACAGGCGAGCACCGGCAGCGGCAGCAUUCACUCUGCUGGCAGUACAACUGCCGCUUCCAACGCGGGGGCCGCCGCCGCUGGGGGAGGUGGUGCCGGCGUUGCGAACAGUCAGUGGCAAUGCAAUCACUGCACCUUCAUUAAUCCGGGCGAAUUGAGUUCGUGCGAGAUGUGUUCGCUGCCGCGGUAAACGCUUCGUCGCGCUCAUCGCUUACGCCGUCAUCGUUGCCGUUGCUGCGGGCGCAGUACCAUGUCAGUUGAUUGCUCGCUCGGCUGGUGGGUUGGUGGGCGGUGCGUUCGCCAAAAGCGCAAUAUGUGGCUGGAUUGCUGGUCGACAGGAUUUCAUCAUUAUUUCAUUUCAAUUAUAUUUACAACAACAAAAAACUAUCUUAACUAUUACAAUUUGCAGCAAACAACGCAGGACAUCAUGGAAGUAGACAUAGAAACAAAUGUUAUUUAAGCGCCAAUAAUUGUUUGUGAUUUGAUUCAAAUAAAAUUGAAAUUGUUUGCAAA